AUGAGCACACGUCUUACACGUUCUGCGUCGCGGCAGUCCCAUCGCUCGAACUUUUCCAUCAUCUCCGACGCCGCGCCGUCCACCACAGGCUUCUCUACACCACUCCCCGAUACGCAGACCCAUGACGAGCAGCUCACCAAGCUCACACCUGUCCAGUCUGCCGAUCAUGGCAAUGCGGCGGACGACAUAGGCCCACCGCCAGAUGGGGGUCUCGAAGCAUGGCUCUGCGUCCUCUCGGCCAUGUUCCUCCCCUUCUGCAUCUUCGGCUUCAUCAUGGCCUUUGGGCAAUUGCAAGACUACUAUCUCGAGCACCAGCUUAAGGGGUAUGACAAAGCGACAGUGGCGUGGCUGGGUUCGAUUGUGAGCUUUGCCGAGUUCUCGCUCGCCAUCUUCUCCGGCCGCUUCUUCGAUAUCCAUGGCGCACGCCUGCUUGUGUCGGCCUGCACUGUUCUCACCUUUGUCGCGAUCGUCGGCCUUGCUUUCUCGACCAAGUACUGGCACUUCCUCCUGUCGUUCCUCGCGUUCGGUGUCGCCGGAUCAUUGGCGUACGCGCCCUCCGGCGCCGUCGUCGCGCACUGGUUCCUCCGUCGCCGCUCGACAGCAAUCGGCAUCGUCAUCUGUGGCUCGGGCAUCGGCGGCAUCAUUUACCCGUUCAUGCUCGACAAGCUCUUCCAGCGGCUCUCAUAUCGCAACACAAUGCUCAUCAUCGGAGGAUUCAACUUUGUCCUCAUGCUUCCAGCGUGCUUCUUCAUGCGUGGUCGCCUCCCUCCUCGGACCCCGCCGCCCUGGCGCGACGUCCGUAGGCCAUGGUCAGAGCCACCAUAUGUCUUCCUUGUCCUGGGUGCCAUGCUGUACGGCAUGAACAUCAUGUCCCCGACCUUUGCUUCCCUGACGUAUGCACAGAACAACCGGCUUCCGGACAACAUCUCGGUUUACUCGGUCGCGAUUUUGCAGGCGGGUUCCGUCGUUGGCCGCCUCGGCUCCGGUGUGCUUGCCGACGCUAUCGGCGUGAUGAAGGUCUGGUGCUCGCUUGGCAUCGCUAGCGCAAUCGUCAUGAUCGCGCUUUGGGUGCCACCAGUUGGACCUGCGCCUGCGAUCAUUGGACUAAUCCUUUGGGGGGUGCUCAACGGCGCGUGGUUUACGCUCGCAGGCAGUGCGACGGCGGCUGUCUCGCCACUCGAGGAGACUGGGAUGCGCUUCGGAAUGCUCAUUACGUGUCUCGCGGUACCUUCGCUUGUGGGCCCCGUCAUUUCCGGUACGCUCAUCACUGCGGCCAACGACAAGUUUACUUACGCCGGGAUCUUCAUUGGCGUCAUGUUCCUGGUCUCGGGCAUUGUGUCGAACGGCGUUCCGGUGUGGGGCUGGUAUCGCCGACGCGCACAGGUCAGCGAAGAGAAGACUGCUGAGGAGGCAUCCCGUGAGUGCGAGGCGGGCAGUACCCUGGACGAGAAGGGGAUGGGUAUGGAGACCAAGUAG
This is a messenger RNA of Cutaneotrichosporon cavernicola, 1476 nucleotides long. RefSeq lists its product as uncharacterized. Gene Ontology annotation, molecular function: transmembrane transporter activity. The coding region runs from base 1 to 1476 and encodes 491 amino acids. Gene Ontology annotation, cellular component: membrane. Lineage: Eukaryota; Fungi; Basidiomycota; Tremellomycetes; Trichosporonales; Trichosporonaceae. The record is from RefSeq and is a predicted model, not a curated record. The transcript has 5 exons. Gene Ontology annotation, biological process: transmembrane transport.